This is a messenger RNA of Haplochromis burtoni (Burton's mouthbrooder), 696 nucleotides long. RefSeq names its product glutathione S-transferase omega-1-like. Bases 102 to 572 code for a protein of 156 amino acids. NCBI's taxonomy places the organism in Eukaryota, Metazoa, Chordata, Actinopteri, Cichliformes, Cichlidae. Gene Ontology annotation, molecular function: glutathione dehydrogenase (ascorbate) activity; glutathione transferase activity. The transcript has 4 exons. Gene Ontology annotation, biological process: glutathione metabolic process. Gene Ontology annotation, cellular component: cytoplasm. The record is from RefSeq and is a predicted model, not a curated record.
AAUCAUAAAUGUCCAUCUGGCAGACAAGCCUGGGUGGUACCUUAAAAAGAAUCCAUUUGGGAUUGUCCCGACACUAGAGACACCUGCUGGUGAGUUGAUAUAUGAGUCACCGAUCACCUGUGAAUAGGUGGAUGAAGGUUACCCUGAAAAGCAGCUGCUUCCUUCUUCUCCUUUUGCUAAAGCAAAGAAUGAUGCUGGAGUAUUUUUCCAAAAUGAUAGGAUAUUUUUACAGGAUCCCAUCAGGGAGAAAGAAUGGUCAGGAUGUCUCAGGACUGGAAGCUGAACUGAAAGAAAAGCUUUCCAAAUUGAACGAGGACCUCGUUAACAAGAAGAUCAAGGUUUUUGGUGGUGAUUCCAUAACAAUGUUUGACUACAUGAUGUGGCCGUGGUUUGAGAGACUGGAGGUCUUUGAGCUGCAACACUGUCUGGAUGGCACACCUGAGAUGAAGAUGUGGACAGAGCGCAUGCUGGAAGAUCCAGCUGUCAAAGCCACAAUACACAGCAUAGAUGCCCACAAGGCCUUCUUCAAGCCCUUCGUUGAUGGAAAACCAGACUAUGACUAUGGCCUGUAGAAGUUUGUGCUGACUGAACAAAAAUAUAGCUGUCUUUAUAUAUUACUGUGUCAAACAAAUCAGGUCUGUUUUCAAAAUUCUGAUGUGACAUGUGUAAAGUGUUAAAGAGUCUAAAAAGUGAAUG